Molecule: messenger RNA, 1402 nt
Organism: Lottia gigantea (owl limpet)
Lineage: Eukaryota; Metazoa; Mollusca; Gastropoda; Lottiidae
Exons: 7
Coding region: 60-725 (221 amino acids)
Cellular component (GO): protein kinase CK2 complex; cytoplasm
Molecular function (GO): protein kinase regulator activity
Source: RefSeq, a predicted model, not a curated record
ACAAUAGAAGCCAUUACUGAAAAUCGUUUUGUGAGAAAACUAAAAAUAAAAAAUAAAGAAUGAGUAGUUCAGAAGAAGUAUCAUGGAUUUCCUGGUUUUGUGGGUUACGAGGAAAUGAAUUUUUUUGCGAGGUGGAUGAAGAUUAUAUUCAAGAUAAAUUCAAUUUAACUGGUUUAAUAGAACAAGUACCUCAUUACAGACAAGCUUUAGAUAUGAUACUAGAUUUAGAACCAGAUGAAGAUCUAGAAGAUAACCCUAAUCAGUCAGAUUUAAUAGAGCAGGCAGCAGAAAUGUUAUAUGGUUUAAUACAUGCCAGAUAUAUCAUGACAAAUAGAGGCAUUGCACAAAUGAUUGAAAAGUGGCAACAAGGAGAUUUUGGUUACUGCCCCAGAGUUUAUUGUGAAAAUCAAGCUAUGUUACCUAUAGGAUUAUCUGAUGUACCAGGAGAAGCUAUGGUCAAGUUAUAUUGUCCUAAAUGUCAAGAUGUUUAUACUCCUAAAUCCUCACGCCAUCAUCAUACAGAUGGGGCUUAUUUUGGUACAGGCUUUCCUCACAUGUUAUUUAUGGUUCACCCUGAAUACAGACCUAAACGACCUGCCAAUCAGUUUGUUCCAAGACUCUAUGGCUUCAAGAUACAUCCUCUAGCUUAUCAGUUACAGUAUCAAGCUGCCGCCAACUUUAAAUUUCCAAUGAGAAGUACCAGCCAUACCAAUAGUAAACGAUGAACGCUAAAAUUCCUUGAUGAUGAGUCUCAGUAACUGCUAUUAAAAUCUUCAAUUACAUAUUAUAACUUAUGAUUUGCAUCCUAGCAGUAUUGUUUACUUCUUGUGUUAUUUUCUUUUGUUAAUUUUGGUUUUUUUUUCUGCUGUGUGAUGCUCAUUCAAAUAACAUCUUGUGUAGCAAUGACAAAUGUAAUUUCAUAAGUUUAUUGUAUAUUGUGCUAAGUUUGACAAUAGUUUUGUUUAAGGUUUAUAGAGAAAUUAAUUCAUUAGUUAAAAGUGAUUUUUGAUUGGUAUAUGGACAGGUUAAAUAAAUAGAAUUUGUUUAAAAUACAUAUACAGUCGUUAUUGACCCUGUAAAAUGGUCAUUGAAAUAUAACUCACAGUUCACUCUACAGUGUAAGUGUUCCCGAUGUUAAAAAUAUCUUAACCUCCUAUAUUUCCCUGUGAAUAUUUGCUGACAAGAACCUUUCUGCUAGAAUUAAACUCUUUAAGUUCAAAAGUGUAAACUGAACCUUUGUUUUUUUUUGCAAAAUGCAUUUUUUUCUAUUUUUGUGUCCAAAGAGUUCACUAAAAUCUUUCUUUCAUAGGUUUCAUACAGGUGUUUAUGGAAAGAAUGGGGAUUAUUGAUUUGUAAUGUAAAUUUAAGUUGUAACCCAAAAAUAAAUUAUAUUGUUUUGUCA